AUGUCAAGACAACUCUCUGUACGCCGCGGCCGCAAGCCAAGGAUUUCCCCUGCUGUUCGGGAUCUCUCGUUCAGCGACGUUGAUGACCCCCAGCCAUCGACGUCGGGAAUCCAACGCUUGCGGAAUGCCCCAGAUCCUCUUCUGUAUCUGUAUUCAACAGACGAAGAGGAUUAUACACCUCUGAAAUUGAAAUUAAUCUCCACUCGAUUUGACGGUGACGACUCGCACUGGGAGGGAUCCGAGUUCGAUACCGAAGAGUCGGGUGUGGACGACGACUCAAGAGGAAGAUUUCGACUAUGUCCCGCUGGUGGAUACCUCUUUGGACUCCGACGAGCCCCUCGCAGAACCAUCGUGGACGAGACGAAUCGGUAUGUUCGACAGAACCCGCGCACCCCUUCAUCCCAUAUGAAGGGGUGGGAGGACACAACGGUGCGGGAAGUCCGCUCCUAUGUCGGCUUACGAUUCCUGAUGGGCCUUCAGUCGAAGAGGGACCAGAGGGAAUGGUGGUCGACGGACCCGUUGAUGUCCUCAUCGGUGUUCGCCAAGACGAUGACCAGGGACCGCUACGAUGCUCUGACCUCCGCGCUCCACUUCGCUGAUAACGAAGGGGAGCAUCCCGCGGAGGACAGGCUUUGGAAGCUGCGCCCUGUGUUAGACGUCUUGGAAUCGACGUAUCGAUCCGCCUUCGUCCCGAACAAGAACGUGACCGUCGACGAGAGCUUGUGGGCCUUCAAGGGGCGUCACCACGCCCUCCAGUACAAUCCGAGCAAGAGGGCUCGGAGAGGGCUGAAGGUCUACAAGCUUUGCUCGUCCAACGGUCCAGAGGCAGGGUAUAUGGCGGCCUUCAAGAUCUACAUGGGGCAGGACCGCGGCGUAUUUCCAUCCAGCAUGAAGGCCGUCACCGACCUGCUGGAGAAGGCAGAUCUAUUCGACAAGGGGUACCAGUUAUACACCGACAACUGGUACACCUCCCCGACUCUUCCAUUACCUGCAGGCCCGGAAGACCAGCGCUGUUGGGACAGUACGUCUGAACCGGCGUGGCAUGCCCUCGGACCUGCAGGCGAGUCGGGGACAAAUCGACUUCCGGUCCAGCAAGACCGGAAUGAUCUGCCUUCAGUGGGUGGACAAGCGUCCUGUUACGAUGCUUUCUACCGCCCACACCAGCAAGGUCGUUACCCUGCCUCCCAACCGCCGAGGGGUGGAGAGGUCGAAGCCUGA
This is a messenger RNA of Penaeus monodon (black tiger shrimp), 1218 nucleotides long. Its product is annotated as piggyBac transposable element-derived protein 2-like. The transcript has 4 exons. Bases 1 to 1218 code for a protein of 405 amino acids. The record is from RefSeq and is a predicted model, not a curated record. NCBI's taxonomy places the organism in Eukaryota, Metazoa, Arthropoda, Malacostraca, Decapoda, Penaeidae.